AUGGGGGCCUUUGAGGACAACAAAUCCUCCGAAUUAAACCGCGUUUCGUCGCUUCGAACCUCGGUGAGGAUUUCUACCUCACAAAGGGACGAUGAGGACUAUGACUUGCAGGCUAUGAUAGUUGCCGAUGGGUUUCGCCCGGUAGAUGCGACAAACAUUCAAACUCCGAGACCUGCGACGGCGCUGCAAGAUGUGCCUAUGACACAAAUACCGCCGCCACGUCCAUCGAGUAUUACAAAGCCGCAUCGGAGGAGUGAAUCUCUGGCUUUGCAACAUGAUGGGUCAUCUUCUGAGUCGGAUAGUAGGUCUUUAAGUAGAGGUUCUCUAAGUAGAGUUUCGAGCGGUUCCACUGCGUCGCCGUUUGUUGAUCCUGAAGACCCGUACGAUGGCCCGUCUGGUCCUUCUCAUCCGUACCAGAUGUAUCCGCAAGAUGUUCGAGUAGCACGAACGGCUAGUCUAGCGACAACGUCGACGGUACCAGUCUCUGAGCGGUCGUACAAUGGGCCUCGCGGGCCGGCGCAUCCGUACGGCAUGUAUCCGCAGAACACCGUAUCCGAAACAGGUGGAAUGUCUAGCGGGCCGGUACAGGCGGAAAUUAAUGUCGGAUUCCCUGGAGCGACGGACAACUAUCAAAGAAGAAUUGGUCCGGACGGAGAGGAUGUAGCUGAUUUGAUUGGUCCUGAUGGCCAUACGGAACAGUUACCUCCUUACACGAGAUAUCCGGAAGAAGCGUAUACUAGAAAGGCGUUGGGUGUGGAAACGCCUCAGCCAGCGCCAGCGCCUGUGCAGCCGAUGUUGGCCAUUCCGGGUGCUGGAGGUAUCGGGAUGGCUACUCGAAAUCCUGAAUUCUCGUCUACUGAGGAUUUAGGCGGAUUAUCCUCUCCACAAUCUAGACAAUCUAUUAGGAGUUUUACAUCUGAGAACAGCCAGAAUGAAUUAAAUGCUGCUGUUACGACUAAUAAAGAAGCUGAAGACGAGAAAGCGUUGCCAAAGGACUGGCAAGUAACCGCGAAAAGGAGGGUUUGGGGGAUUGUUCCAUGUUGGGCCAUCGUCCUGGCUGCCAUCGUCCUCGUUUUGAUGGGAGUAAUACUCGGUGCUGUCAUUGGGACUCUCCUUCGCCCCGAUUCGAAGAACAAAUCGCAUAAGGAUGGGCCGCCUUUACCAAUGAUAAAUCCGGGCAACUGGGACACACAACCUCUUAGUACCCUACCGUCAGGUUUACCACCCUUACAAGAAGGGUUCUCUUAUAAUGAGAGCGCGACUUUGAAAAACAACGUGUACCUUUGGGGGAUGCAGCCGCCCGAAUUAACUAACGUGCGACUAAAGCUUGUCAAUGAUGUGCACGAAGGCCCUCGAGGUCCGGCGUGGAAUUUCGAGGUUGCCUACAAUAAAACUGUCAUCGUUCCUGAUCAGGCAUUAUCGGCUAGCCCCUCCUCUUCCCCCUCUGCUGCUCACCGUCGUCGGACGUUGUAUGGCGGCGGUUUCAAGCGUAAAGGUGCCCAAAUCGGAGACCGCAUGUGGAUUUGCCAUUGGGACAACACCAUCCUGGAGGCUUUUAUCUACGCAAAUCAAAAUAAUAGUAUUAAACCGAUGCCAGGUCCUCCACCGCCUGCAUCGACCGAGGAUAUCCCCACUGGACUAACUACGGUACCCGGAGCGGCUGUCACUGGACCCCCUGAAGGAUUUAACAACGGCGGCGGUUUAACGCCUUCAGAUGUUCCUUAUGGGUCACCCCAAGAUCACCAUGGGACUACCGCGGCCUCUGAUGGCCUUCCGAACCCAACUGAUACUUCCUCGACUGCUACAUCCAGUAGUAUAUCCGACCAGGACAUUCCCAUGCCUCAAAUUUAUCCGCCAUACCCACGGGUCAUCAAGGUCGAGGAGCAUCGUAACGCUGACUCGUCGGCGGCUAAGCCCUGGUGCCGCCAGUUUCAGAUUAAUGAGAACAACGAGGCAGAAGCAAUAAAAGUAGAUGGAAAGACAGUCGAUAUCAUCAUUAAUGAGGACGAAGGAGUGUUUGGACCAGGACCCCCGAAGGAUGGAGUCGUAGAGCGCCAUAUAGGAGGUCGCGGGGGUGGUAUUGGGAUGGGAAGCGAUAUGAGUGAUUGCGGUUGUAUGUGGUGGCUCUCUUGA
Daldinia childiae is the source of this 2133-nucleotide messenger RNA. RefSeq lists its product as uncharacterized. The transcript has 3 exons. The record is from RefSeq and is a predicted model, not a curated record. NCBI's taxonomy places the organism in Eukaryota, Fungi, Ascomycota, Sordariomycetes, Xylariales, Hypoxylaceae. The coding region runs from base 1 to 2133 and encodes 710 amino acids.